Melospiza georgiana is the source of this 630-nucleotide messenger RNA. RefSeq names its product histone H2A. The transcript has a single exon. NCBI's taxonomy places the organism in Eukaryota, Metazoa, Chordata, Aves, Passeriformes, Passerellidae. The record is from RefSeq and is a predicted model, not a curated record. Gene Ontology annotation, cellular component: nucleosome. Bases 112 to 513 code for a protein of 133 amino acids. Gene Ontology annotation, molecular function: protein heterodimerization activity; structural constituent of chromatin; DNA binding.
GCUAGGGGCGGUGGCGCUGUCCAAUGAGCUGGACUCUACUUGGCGGGAGGUUAUAAAAAUGCCGGGCGCGCCACCUCCAGUCGUAUCGGUUCAGCAGCGGAGUGAGACGCCAUGUCUGGCCGUGGCAAGAGCGGCGGUAAGGCCCGUGCUAAGGCCAAGUCUCGCUCGUCCCGGGCUGGGCUGCAGUUUCCGGUAGGGCGCGUUCACCGACUGCUGCGGCGCGGGCACUACGCGGAGCGGGUGGGAGCUGGUGCGCCCGUCUAUCUGGCGGCCGUGCUCGAGUACCUGACCGCUGAGAUCCUGGAGCUCGCGGGCAACGCGGCACGCGACAACAAGAAGACGCGCAUCAUCCCCCGUCACCUGCAACUAGCGGUGCGCAACGACGAGGAGCUCAACAAGCUGUUGGGCGGCGUUACCAUCGCGCAGGGCGGCGUCUUGCCCAAUAUUCAGGCCGUUCUGCUGCCCAAGAAGACCAGCAAGAGGGGCAGUGGGCAGCAGUCGCAGGAGUACUAGGCAGGCCGGCCCUCCCGGCCCAACUCAAAGGCCCUUUUCAGGGCCACCCCAUUGCUCACCGGGAGAGCUGCGAUCCGCGGAGGAGGGAAGGGGACGAGAGGCGUGGCCGGCUGUGGC